Messenger RNA from Chelonoidis abingdonii (Abingdon island giant tortoise), 1141 nucleotides. It is a transcript of the gene CCDC62, whose product is annotated as coiled-coil domain containing 62. The record is from RefSeq and is a predicted model, not a curated record. NCBI's taxonomy places the organism in Eukaryota, Metazoa, Chordata, Testudines, Testudinidae.
CAGCGCGUGAGCCGCAUAACGCAACCUGAUAGGUGGGGCUAAUAGCGGCCAGAGGAGGGGCUUGUGGGCCGCCUGAGGCGGGACAGCUGCGAUGGAGGCGUCAGUUAAGCUGAACGGGAUUCAGCCAGUGGAGGUGGAUGCGUGCGGCUCUCCGUGCUUCAGCUGCUGGAGCGCAGCCAGGAGCUGCGAACCGCGGUACGACCGGACUGUGUCUUGGUGGACAGGCAUGUAACACUGCAAUUAUCUGGAGCUUCUAAACUGAAUUUUAAAAAUUGUGGAAAAUAUUUAUCAAGACCGAAUUAGCAAGUGGUGAACAUCUGACCACAGAAUACCUAUGAAUUCAUCAUUACCACUCUCAGCUUCACCCCAGAAUCCGAGCACAGACCUUGAGAGCAGCACCAUUCAGAAACAGAGGAAAGAACUCCAGCUGUUAAUAGCAGAACUGAAAGAUCGUGAUAAGGAGCUGAAUGACAUGGUUGCAGUGCAUCAGAGACAGCUGCUAGCCUGGGAGGAUGAUCGACAAAAAAUACUGACUCUGGCAGAACGCUGUGGCAGGCUAGAAAAUGAACUACACAAAAGAAAUGAGAUGAUAAGAACAUUAACACAAAGAUUAAAGGUUUUAGAAUCUCAGCAGAAUGAUCGUAGGACAACACUUGAAAAUACUCAACAGAAGCUUCAGGAACUGUCCCAAAAAGCAACAGAUGCAACUCUUCAUUGUCAGGCCCUGGAGGAGAAAAAUCAAAGUCUCAACUGUUCAGUUUUGGAGCUGUCUGCUAAGAUAGGCCAGUUACAAGCUAGAGAACAGGAACUCAUUACGAUGCUAAAGCUAAAGGACAAAGAUAUACUUGAAGCAACCAAUCACAUUACUGAAUUUACAUCUAAAUUUAAAAAGUUGGAAAGUGCAUUGCAUACAGCUAAGAUGGCGGAAUCCAGUAUCAAUAAAGAAAAGCAGGAUUUCAAACUGAGACUGAAACAAUUAACAUUUGAAAUGAAUAAAUUAAAAGAUGACCUCAGUGAAAAAACGAAAGAAACUAAUGAGCAGCGGGAAGAAAUCAUGUGCCUCAAACAGGAAAACAAUUACUUGAAGAAUGAGCUCCUACUUAAUGGUGAGUGAAGGGCUUUAGUGCCCAACUCUUGCUGG